AAACUCGUGGUGGAGAAUGUUGAAGUUCUGACACAAAUGAGGACCAGCUUUGACAAGCCAGACCAGAUGGCAGCACUAUUUAAAAGAUUAUCAUCUGUGGACAGUGUGUUGAAGAGAAUGACCAUCAUUGGUGUUAUCUUGUCCUUCCGCUCCUUGGCCCAGGAAGCACUUAGAGAUGUCUUAUCCUACCACAUUCCUUUCCUUGUGAGUUCCAUCGAGGACUUCAAAGAUCACAUUCCAAGAGAGACUGACAUGAAGGUGGCAAUGAAUGUGUAUGAGCUAUCAUCAGCUGCUGGCUUGCCUUGUGAGAUUGAUCCUGCCUUGGUGGUAGCACUGUCUUCCCAAAAAUCAGAAAACAUCAGUCCAGAAGAAGAAUACAAAAUUGCUUGCCUCCUGAUGGUCUUUGUGGCAGUGUCCUUGCCAACCCUGGCUAGCAAUGUGAUGUCUCAGUAUAGCCCAGCCAUUGAAGGGCACUGCAACAACAUUCACUGCUUGGCAAAAGCUAUCAACCAGAUUGCUGCAGCUUUGUUCACCAUCCACAAGGGAAGCAUUGAAGACCGUCUGAAGGAGUUCCUGGCUCUUGCAUCAUCCAGCCUGCUGAAGAUUGGCCAGGAGACAGACAAAACCACUACAAGGAACAGAGAAUCUGUUUACCUAUUAUUGGACAUG
Molecule: messenger RNA, 669 nt
Organism: Indicator indicator
Lineage: Eukaryota; Metazoa; Chordata; Aves; Piciformes; Indicatoridae
Product: nck-associated protein 1-like
Exons: 7
Biological process (GO): cell migration; neuron projection morphogenesis; cortical actin cytoskeleton organization
Cellular component (GO): SCAR complex
Source: RefSeq, a predicted model, not a curated record